This is a messenger RNA of Trichophyton benhamiae CBS 112371, 894 nucleotides long. RefSeq lists its product as uncharacterized. The coding region runs from base 1 to 894 and encodes 297 amino acids. The transcript has a single exon. The record is from RefSeq and is a predicted model, not a curated record. NCBI's taxonomy places the organism in Eukaryota, Fungi, Ascomycota, Eurotiomycetes, Onygenales, Arthrodermataceae.
AUGGAUUCUGAGGAACAGAACACAACGCUGUAUGGCUCGCCCUACAAGGCCGAAUUCUACGAGCUGCACUACGCCCAAAAUCUAGGUCUGCAGGACGUCGAGCUCGUCUACUGGCCGGCAUUUGUCGAGAUGUUCUCCAAGCACCCUCGAGACGGCCGCCAGUUCACCUUCGUCGAUAUCGGCACCGGCGGUGGUCGUGCGAUCUUCGGGCUGCUCGACAAAGCGGUUGCCGAGUCGUUCGAGAUCCCCCCCGGGUCUACCCAGUUUGUCGGCAUGGACAUCGAGCAGCACAUGCUCGACUACGCUGCCAGAGAGGCCUCAAAACAUCCCGGAAUCCCCCCCGUCACUUGGUCGCUCGGUUCUGCACUGGCGCUUGACGAACUGCCCGCGCUGGCCAAUCAGAAAACCACGGCCGAUAUGAUCAUCUUCACAUAUGGCAGUAUUGUCCACCUGACAGGCGGCGGCGACCUCGAGAAGUUCUUCGGCCAGGUUUCUCGCGUGCUGACUCCAGGGAGCGGCCGUGCCUUUGUCGAUUUUGCGGACCAAUUCUUUAUUCCGCACGGCCAGGAGAUGCCAGCGGACCAGGAUCUACUCGAUGAGGCGUCUGCAGAAUACCGGGCUGCCGAAGUGAAAAGUGUUCAAUGGCCCGGGAUCAUAUACAAGAUGAAGACGCGGAGGUUGGUGUCGGUCAACAACUUCUGCAAUAUGGAUACAACCGUGCAUGCUGUGAGGGAUGCAGACAAGACCAUAGUCGAAAGUAACUCUGUCAAGCACCACCUGCGUCGGUACAAGGAAGACCACGUCCUGGCUGCUUCUCAGGCGGCUGGGCUGACGCUGCUGGAGAGGCAAAAAUGGGGCCGAGAUAUAGUCCUCAUAUUCCAGAAACCUCUCUGA